AAUAACUCCACUACUCCGUGCUUGUCCGUCCCCUUUCCACCAUACAACAACCAAGUCUGGAGCAUCUGCCUCAAUAACUUACGAUCCAAAAUGCCGCCCAAAGCAGCCAAAGGUGAAUACAUCGAAACGGAUACGGGAAACAAAAUCUCCCGCCGAUCCCAAAUCCAUGGAACACAGCACAUCAUGCUCGGUGGAAAAUCCAUCAUCAUGGCGGACGCUGUCGUCCGCGGCGACCUCUUCCGCACCUCCUCAUCCUCCUCAUCCUCAAACCCGGACCCCAAAUCCAGCAGCGGCGGCAGUAGCAGCGGAAACUCAAACACGAUCGCUAUCAACAUCGGCCGGUACAGCUUCAUCUCGCGCUCGGCGAUCCUACGCCCUCCCUCCCGUCUCCACCGCGGCGUGCACAGCUAUUUCACCCUCCAUAUUGGACACCAUGUGUUUGUCGGUGAGCGGAGCGUGAUUGAGGCGGCGCGGGUGGAGGACCAUGUGACGAUUGGGAAGGAUGUGGUUGUGGGGUCGAUGGCGAUUCUGAAGGAGCGGUGCCAGGUCCUGGAUGGGGCGGUUGUGCCGGCGGGUAUGGUGGUGCCGAGUCAUUGUGUUGUUGGCGGGCAGCCGGCGAGGAUUGUUGGUGAGGUGCCUAUUGCGUAUGGGGUUGAGGGAGUGGAGGGGGGAUUGAGUAGGGAAAGAUAUAGGACUGUGAGGUGAUAUGAUAUAUAUCCUUGUUGAUCAAGGACCUAGAUGGUUUGGAGUUUGGGUUUGUUUAGAUGCUGUAUUAUACCCCCGAUGUAUGUUUUCUUGAAUUGAUUGCAGAGACAGAUUGUCGAUUACUUCGUAAGGACGCCUAUAAUAGUUCUCGAUAUAUGUACAAAACGAUU
This is a messenger RNA of Aspergillus versicolor CBS 583.65, 875 nucleotides long. RefSeq names its product dynactin subunit 5. The transcript has 2 exons. Lineage: Eukaryota; Fungi; Ascomycota; Eurotiomycetes; Eurotiales; Aspergillaceae. The record is from RefSeq and is a predicted model, not a curated record. The coding region runs from base 91 to 705 and encodes 204 amino acids.